AUGGCUUACAUUGUUCGAGGAGCCGAUUCACCUGUUGAAGGUGUUGAUCCAUAUAAAUUAGUAAAUCCGAAUCAGUUGACUAUGACAUUUCGAUUUCAAUGUUCAUCACAACAAAUUGCCAACGAAACAGCGACAAAAAUUAGUGAUGGGGAAUAUGAAAUCCAAAUAUCAUUUUUUUUUGCUGGUUUCAAACAAGUUUCGACGAAUCUUGUAUCAAUCAGCAGUGAUCAACUGAGAAGUGUUCUAAGUAAAACAGUAGCGGAUGGUGGCAGUACAAGCGCAAAAAAAAUGAUCUACAUGGAAAAAGAGGAUUCGAUAUCAUCAAUGUUGAUCAACGGUCUUGAAGAUCAGUUCAAAGCGUCGUUGGAUCAAGAGACUUCUAAAGCUCCAGACGAUGUUCAAUGGUCAGAAAAUGGAGAGACUGUUGCUGGAGGACAUGGAGAGGGCAAUACCCUUCAUAAACUCUAUAGGCCUUUUGGUCUUGUCUUGGAUGAUGAUCGGACAAUGCUCAUUGCUGACUCCUACAAUGAUCGUAUCAUCCAAUGGAAGGUGGGUGAUAAUAGUGGACAGGUGGUAGCUGGUGGUAAUGACAAUGGAAAUCGUUUAGAACAGUUGAAUCGUCCGGUUGAUAUGUUGAUUGACAAAGAGACGGAUAGUCUAAUUAUCUGUGAUUGGGGAAAUCGACGAGUUGUGCGAUGGUUUCGUCGUCGUAGCAGAAAUCAAGGAGGAAUAAUUAUCGACAAUAUCGCUUGUCGAGGAUUGGCUAUGGAUGAUAAGAGAAAUCUUUACGUCUCUGAUAUUGAAAAACAUGUAGUAAAACGAUAUCAAAUAGGAGAUAUGGAUGGAAUUGUUGUAGCUGGUGGACAUGGUAAAGGAAAUGAUCUAAUUCAACUCAAUUUUCCCACUUACAUAUUUGUCGAUCGAGAAAAAGCUGUUUAUGUGUCGGAAAACGAAAAUCAUCGUGUGACCAAAUGGAGUAAAGGUGCGAAAGAAGGCAUUAUUGUGGCAGGUGGUUAUGGCAACGGAAAUACUCUGACACAACUAUCAUAUCCUAGUGCAGUGUUUGUUGACGCAUCAGGGGCAGUAUAUGUAGCAGACGACGGAAAUAAUCGAAUAAUGCGUUGGUCGAAAGGAGCAAGACGUGGCACUAUUAUUGUGGGUGGAUAUGGUGAAGGAGAAAGACCGAAUCAAUUGAAGGGUGUCGAAGGUUUGUUUCUGGAUCGAUUUGGCAAUCUCUAUGUAGUUGAUCGCGAUAAUAAUCGUGUUCAACGAUUUUCUAUUGAAAAAACUCAAUAA
Messenger RNA from Rotaria sp. Silwood2, 1296 nucleotides. The record is from the annotation of a GenBank genome assembly. NCBI's taxonomy places the organism in Eukaryota, Metazoa, Rotifera, Eurotatoria, Philodinida, Philodinidae.